Molecule: messenger RNA, 2372 nt
Organism: Amblyraja radiata (thorny skate)
Lineage: Eukaryota; Metazoa; Chordata; Chondrichthyes; Rajiformes; Rajidae
Product: all-trans-retinol 13,14-reductase-like
Exons: 11
Coding region: 88-1917 (609 amino acids)
Source: RefSeq, a predicted model, not a curated record
GUGAUUGUCGACGCCAUUUUACCGGUCUGCCCACACACUGUCCGUCAAAGCUCUACACUACUCGUGACUAUCACGAGGGGGGAAGAAAUGUGGCUUAGUGCAGGGUUGGUGUUGCUGCUGCUUUUGUAUUUUAUGUUCAGAAGAUUCCGCCGGGCGCCCGUGAGUCCCAAUCCUUUCGCUACCGACACCAGCAGAGCCCCAGCGCCUCUGGUGCGCGACCAAGAAGCGAGGAAGCAGGUUCUCCACAAAGGUUUUUCUGCAAAUAAGGUUCCGGGGCAUUUGGACGCUAUUGUGAUCGGCAGUGGAAUUGGAGGCCUAACAGCGGCAGCAAUAUUGGCAAAGUCUGGCAAGCGUGUUCUAGUGCUGGAGCAACAUGACCAAGCUGGAGGCUGCUGUCACACCUUCAUUGAAAAAGGCUUUGAAUUUGAUAUCGGAAUUCAUUAUGUAGGACAACUCCAUGAGCGGUCCUUACUGCGGACUCUAAUAGACCAGAUCACAGAUGGACAACUGGAAUGGGUGAAAAUGGAUGACGUGUUUGACCAUGUAGUCCUGGGGGAACGUCAGACUCUACGCACGUAUCAGUUGUGCAGUGGAGAGAAAAAUUAUCAACAUUGCUUGCAUACGCAAUUUCCUCAGGAAAAAGAAGCUAUUGAUAAAUACCUGAAACUUAUAACGAUGGUCGCAAAAAGAUUACCGCAGUUAAUUAUAAUAAAAAUGAUCCCUCUUCAUCUGGCCAGGUUCCUCAUCAGGACUGGCAUCAUCCACUGGUUCACAUCAGUUUUCAAGCUGGCUUCUACCUCGCUUUCAGAUUUGGUGAAUAGCCUGACAAAAAAUAAAGACCUUCGAACCGUCAUGUGUUACAUCUGUGGGGAUUAUGGAGUCAUGCCGAGAGAUGCCAGUUUUCUCAUGCACGCCAUUGUUGUGCAGCACUACCUGAAAGGUGCGUGGUACCCAAAAGGAGGGUCCAGCGAGAUUGCCUUUCACAUAAUCCCGGUUAUUAGGAAAAGUGGAGGAGAUGUCCUCAUGCGGGCUCCUGUUCAACGUAUACUAGUCAACGAAGAUGGUGAAGCAUAUGGUGUGACGGUGAUGAAAGGUGAAGAUGAAAUCAACCUGUUUGCUCCCAUUGUGAUUUCUGAUGCAGGAAUAUUUAAUACUUAUGAGAAACUGCUACCUUGUGAAGUGCAAAGUAAACCAGCAAUCCAGGCCCAGCUGAGCUCGGUACAACAUGGAGUGGGAGGGUUCAGCGUGUUUGUCGGUCUCGAUGGCUCGAAGGAAGAGUUGGGGUUGAAAGCAGCAAAUUACUGGUUCUUUAAGGAAAACAAUAUUGAUGAUUUAUUCAUUAAAUACUUUUCACUCAAGGAUGAAGAUCUAAUCCAAAGACAUCCAAUGAUGUUUGUCUCCUUUCCGUCAGCUAAAGAUCCAUCCUGGGAUGACAGAUUUGCAGGCAAGUCCAGUAUGAUUAUAAUUACACUUGUACGCUAUGAGUGGUUUGAAAAAUGGAAAGAUGAACGUGUGAAGAAACGAGGAGAAGACUAUGAGAGUUUAAAGAUGGGCAUUGCCAGAGGGUUGAUAGAGCAAACCACUGAGUACUUUCCACAACUCAAAGACAGGAUUGAGUACAUCGAAGUCGGCUCUCCACUGAGCAAUCAGUUCUACAUUGCCGCUUCAUGUGGAGAAAUAUAUGGUGCUAAUCAUGAUGUGUCCCGUUUUGCUGCAGAGACUAUUGCCACCUCUAGAGCAAAAACACCAAUCAAGAACCUUUAUUUAACAGGUCAGGACAUAUUUUCGUGCGGUUUCAUGGGAGCCAGCCAAGGAGCCCUUAUCUGUGCAUCUGGCGUUCUUCAUCGCAAUCUUUACCGGGAUAUCGGGAACCUAAAGAAGAAGAUCAAAAAAGAUGAAAGCAAGAAGAAAGUUUAACAGUGCAAAGAUAGCUCAACAGUGCAUUGUUAAGGUUUUUAAUCCUGCUUUAUUGAUAACCUGCACUGACGUCCAAUUCCUAAGGGAUGUCAAAGACUUUGGACAUGUUUCUUUACAGAGCCACAGUUUUGGCACUGGGACAAGCAUCAUUGUAGAAGCAACUUUCUGAACCAACAUACAGAAGAUAACUGGACGAGUAACAUUUUGCUUAACAAAUCUAGAUCUAAUUGCAAUUUGCACGCAACUGAUUUUUAAUCCAUAUUAUCCAUUAACACGAGCAAACUCAUUUAUUUUGCUUUCCGUUUUCGGAAUUCACAUUUCAGAUUAUUAAUCAUGUAAACAUUAAAGAGCAAUGAUUUGCAAGUAAAUGGGUAGUUUGGAAUUUAGACUUGAAGAAUUAACUCCUGUGUUAAGUAAACUUGAAGAGCUCGCACAUAAAGAAAGCAAUUACAGAC